GCGCUCUGGCGGCUCGGCCAAUGGCCCAGCGCAAUCCAACAAGGAAGAGGCUUUCAUGCAACUCUGCAUGCCGCGUUGUCAGAGAUGGCUGGCACCGUGAACUUGGUGGAAGGCCCACUGCUGGAGAUGGUGGCCAGCACUAUGGAGGCUGUUCGACUGCAGUCUCCGCAGAGCCUCAAAGCUGCAGCUACAAAACUGCAGUCAAUCGGUGCAAUUUUCAACUGCGUCGACGCCGUGGUGGCUGACAAUGCGCCGGCUUCAAAAGGGUCGUCAGUGGCGAACUUGGCAGCCAGCUGGCACAAGGUGGGCAGCGGGCAGUUCCUGCAAAUCGAGCAGCAGCUGGCCUUGCGAGCGGCCCUCCUUUCGGCUGCAAAGCAGCCGCUUCAGGAGUACCGUUUCCUUACAGCCCUGGCUGCUUCAGCACGCGAGGCGGCGCAGUUUCACCGAGGACUCGCCCUGGUCGAGCGGGCACAGCGGACGAGUGAAAAAACGAAGCCGAACAAGCUUGACAUCCUCAAGCUGCAUUGGGAGCAGGCAAAGUGCCUCUGGGAGCUGCAGCAGACACAGCAGGCCUUGACUAUCGCCAAGGCCUUGGCCAAAGAUGCUCGAGAGAUCAAGUCUGCGAACAGCUGGUAUGCCGAGAUUCUGGCGGGCACCGGAACGUGGCUUUCAAUUUCCAAGCUGGAGAGCCCAGAAGUCAUCGACGCCGAGUACUUUGUCCCAGCGACCAAAGCAGACCCCUGCCACUUUCAGGCGAGGCGUCAGUUCGCUGAGUUCCUCGACAGCUGCCUGGCAGAGGAGCUUAGCCGACAGCGCUCCGUGCAGUUUUCCCUGGCCAAGGAUUCUCGACAGAAGACCGAGGAGCAGCUGGCGCAGGUGGUCAGCCAAAUGGAGGCGAUCAGCAGGAAGGCCGAAGGUCAACAAGACCGGAAGCUGCUUCACAGCCUCCAGCAGCAACGUCGAACGCUUGAGCUGCAGCGCCAGGAAGAUCAGAAAACCUUGCAGAACGAGGAGGCCAGGCUAGAGGCGUUCGCGACCAACUGUGUCAAGCAGCUGGCACGCUGCCUCAGCGAUGGCCAGGGGAACCUCACGCAGGUGGCCUGCCGAUUUCUGUCUCUAUGGUUCGACUGUCAAGAGUACCCCGGUAUUACACGAAUUGUCCGAGAGUCCAUCCCGACACUGAAUCAAGCGCCGUUGUUGCCCUUCUUGUACCAGCUCGCCUCGCGACUGGAUCUCAAGGAGGGCCUCUUUCAGCAGACACUGGAUGAGCUUUUGGUCUCCCUCGCUCAGCGUGGCCCGCAAGCACUUUGGCCGCUGAUUUUGCUCCGGAACGGCGACCGUGUGCAGAAGGACAUGCAAGGCAGGGCACUGCACAGACAUGCGCCCAACAAGCUGGCCGCUGCUAAGCGGGUGCUGGAGCGACUGCGGAAGCUCCCCGCGCUGAAGUCGGUGUUGGAGACCGUCGAGACCCUGAACAAGUUCUACCUGGCCAUAGCGGAGUUUCCGAUUGACAAGAAGAACCGCGACGCAGAGGUGGCGUUGUCACGAAUCCCCGAGUUCAAAGCCGUGACGAAGGCGCUGCAGAGCACAAACAUCCCAGUUCCCACCUCAUCUGCCGUCGACUCUCACAUCGAAGGCUUCGCUGACACUGGGUCGCAAGCAUUGCGCUUGGGGAUCCUUUUCGGAUCUAG
Messenger RNA from Symbiodinium necroappetens, 1691 nucleotides. Lineage: Eukaryota; Dinophyceae; Suessiales; Symbiodiniaceae. The record is from the annotation of a GenBank genome assembly.